AUGUCCGACCAGGAGGCUAGGUCCGUCUCCAAACUAGCUUGCGAGGAGCCCGGCUGCAACCUCAAGACUUUCUCCACUCGGUCCAACCUCAUCAGGCAUAAUAAGUCUAAACACGGCCAAAAGGUUCGAAUGCCUUGCGGCAAGAACCUACCAAACCACGCAUGCAACUGCCGACGUCAUAAGAAAUCCUGUCAAAAGUGUCGUGCAGCUCUUGUCCAACCCUCGACACCAGAAGUACACGACAAUCUCGGGCCCUCUAUUCAUGCCACUGAGAUCACGACGUUCGAUCUCGCCCUCGAAACCUACGCGGGAGGCCCCGACGCCAUGGGUGAUAUCAUGGACGGCUUUUAUUUCGAAGCCCACCCGUCAGAGAAUCAUCAUUAG
Molecule: messenger RNA, 384 nt
Organism: Colletotrichum tamarilloi
Lineage: Eukaryota; Fungi; Ascomycota; Sordariomycetes; Glomerellales; Glomerellaceae
Exons: 1
Coding region: 1-384 (127 amino acids)
Source: RefSeq, a predicted model, not a curated record